Molecule: messenger RNA, 747 nt
Organism: Cladocopium goreaui
Lineage: Eukaryota; Dinophyceae; Suessiales; Symbiodiniaceae
Source: the annotation of a GenBank genome assembly
AUGAAUGCUGAAGCCUCAACUCCGAUUUUUCGAGGCCUCUUGCAGAGUGCCAGUCCCAAGUUGCGCCCGCAGUGGCGACGGGCGGCCGCGUUUUUGUGUGCUGAAAAGCUGAGGUGGACCCCACUAGCAGCUGAGUUGGAAUCCACUUUGGCUCACCAGACACAACGUCUCACUGAGCUCUUGGCGAAACAAGGUCGUGACGUUCCACCUGACUUCCUCCUGCCCUUCCCAUUGCUCUGCGACGUGCAGCGCCAGCCGAUGGAGGGAAUGCUGAGCCAGAGUCAUGCUGCACUUCACAGCGCUACCCCGGGUCUUUGCAUCGCCGAUGAACGAUCACUCGAUGCGCUGGUGCCGGUGACGCCCACGGGAUGUAGCUGCAGGGCGCAGCCCAUCCCCUGCUUUUCGCCCGGGCGCCGCGCCUCCGCCAGCCGCGGCUCGUUUCGGCGCGCCCGGCGGGCGCUGGUGGCGGCGUUUGAUUUGCAGAUUCCGUUGGAUGAACAGUACAGGACGUGGGGAUGGCAUGAUGCGCCACUGGACUUUCUGCAGAACUUCGAUCUGAGCUUGACCUCUGGCGAUCCUCCAGAGAGAGUUCUCCUAUUGCCCCCUGCACACUUGGCGCGAUAUCCGCUGACACCGCGCACACGCCAGAGGUGGUGGCCGUCGGAGGGUGGCCGUCUUGUUGCGCCGUGGUCAGAUUCGCCUGGUGGAAGUGCCAUGGAUCGAGCCACCAGCGGGGUAGCCAAGUGA